Molecule: messenger RNA, 882 nt
Organism: Strongyloides ratti
Lineage: Eukaryota; Metazoa; Nematoda; Chromadorea; Rhabditida; Strongyloididae
Product: Thymidylate synthase
Exons: 2
Coding region: 1-882 (293 amino acids)
Biological process (GO): dTMP biosynthetic process
Cellular component (GO): cytosol; mitochondrion
Molecular function (GO): thymidylate synthase activity
Source: RefSeq, a predicted model, not a curated record
AUGGUACGUAUUAAUAAGGAUGAAAUUCAAUAUUUAGACUUAAUAAGAAAUAUAUUGGAGAAUGGUAAAUCUCGUGAUGAUAGAACUGGCACUGGUACCAUUUCUGUUUUUGGAACCCAAAGUAGAUAUAGUUUAAAAAAUGGAACAAUGCCCUUAAUAACAACUAAAAAAACAUUUUGGAAAGGUAUUGUUGAAGAGUUAUUGUGGUUCAUUUCUGGUAGCACUAAUGCAAAGGAAUUAAGUGCUAGGGGGGUUAAAAUUUGGGAAGCAAACGGAAGUAGAGAGUUUCUCGAUAAUCUUGGAUUUACUGAAAGACAAGAAGGCGAUUUGGGACCUGUUUAUGGUUUUCAAUGGAGACAUUUUGGAGCUACAUACAAAGGCGUUGACGCCGAUUAUAGAGGUGAAGGAAUUGAUCAAUUGGCCCAAGUAAUUGAUCAAAUAAAGACCAAUCCUUUUUCAAGAAGAAUUAUUUUAUCUGCAUGGAAUCCAUCUGAUCUUGAUAAAAUGGUUUUGCCUCCAUGUCAUACUUUAGCUCAAUUUUAUGUUCAAGAUGGAGAAUUAAGUUGCCAUUUGUAUCAACGUAGUGGGGAUGUUGGUCUUGGUGUUCCAUUUAACAUUGCUUCAUACUCUCUUUUAACUCAUAUGAUUGCAAAAGUUUGUGGAAUAGCUACAGGUGAAUUUGUUCACACUAUUGGAGAUGCUCAUAUAUACAAAAAUCACAUUGAUGCACUUAAACUUCAAUUAACUCGUGAACCUUAUCAAUUUCCAACAAUAAAGUUUGUUGGUGAUGGUUUAAACACAAUUGAUGAUUUUACUUCUAAAAAUAUUGUUCUUGAAAAUUAUGAAUUUCACCCUCCAAUUAAAAUGGAUAUGGCUGUUUGA